AUGGCGAUGGCCAUGCCACGGCUAAUGCUGGCUGGGGGCACUGGCUUGCUUUGCACGUUGCAGCAUCGCAGGUGGAGCCAUUGCGAGCACAGUCCGCCCCGCGUGGUUAUCCUCGGAGCUGGCGUGAUGGGAUUGUCCACCGCGUGGAGCUUGUCACGUUCAGGUGAGCAGGUGGUCGUUUGCGAUGGUGGCCAUGCUGAAAAAGGCAGUUGGGGGGAAUCUCGAAUUGCACGUGUUAGCUAUGCCGAUGACGUGUUGGUGAAGUUGGCACGGCGAUCAUACGAGUUGUACGGCGAGCUGAGCAAGGUAUCUGCAGAGCCGCUGAUGUACAAAACGGGCUGCCUUGAUGUCGGUUUCAAGCGAGAGAGCCUCGACAAGCUUGCGGAGACUUAUGACCGCCUUGCUCAGCCUUACCAGCGACUGACACACAGUGAAGUGCGACAACGCUGGCCGAUGCUGCAGCUAUCCUCACAGUAUGUUGAGGCGUCUGUGUAUUGCCCACUUGGCGAUGCAGUUUGUGCUGGGGUGGUGGUGGAGUCCCUCAAGGAUCAGGUCCAAACACAUGCAGGCGCAACGGCGAUGGUUGAUGAGCCUGUGGUGUGCAUUGAUCGGCAAAAGAAGACGGUCACAACUGCCGACGGUUCCGUCAUUCCGUAUUCCAAGUUGGUUGUCGCGACAGGGAUCUGGACUAAUUGCACGUUGCAGAAGAUGUCGCUUCCUCUGUUGCCCUUGGUCGCUAGCAUCGAGCAGCAGACUUACUAUUCCAUUCCGGAAGGCAAGGAAGAGCUCUACAGCUUCAGCCACUUGCCCGUCAUCGUUGAGCACAACCCAUCCCCGGAACCUCAGAUGAAGCGCCGGGGUGGCUACAUGAUCCCGCACCUGAGCAAUGGAGUCGACGGUGUGAAGUUUGGCAUGCAUCGCCAGGGACCUUUGUUGGACAACGAGGAUUUUCCAAUGGCACCUGGUUCUGCCGCGGCCAGUGCGAAGUACUUCUCCUGCUCUGCGACCCGUGGAAGGGAUGUUUGGUGCAGCAGGUGGCCGGAGGGUGAGGAUGCCCACCUGCGAACGGAGACAGAUGCCUUCUGCAAGCGGAUCCUUCCUGGGUUGGACUCCUCAGCACCCCCUGCGUUGACCAUGCGCUGCCCGUAUGACCAGCAGCUCUAUGCGGAUGAGGAUUUCGUGGUGGGGGUGCACCCUGAAGACUGUGACAUCAUUAUCGUCGGUGGCUUUGCAGGCGAGGGCUUCAAGUUUGGCCCUGCGAUCGGCGAGAUGGCUGCUUGUUUGGUGACCGGUUCACCCUUCACGGUGCCCGAGGCCUACCAGCGCUUUCGCCUAGACCGAAAGACCCUGAUCUGA
This is a messenger RNA of Symbiodinium natans, 1356 nucleotides long. Lineage: Eukaryota; Dinophyceae; Suessiales; Symbiodiniaceae. The record is from the annotation of a GenBank genome assembly.